AAAAACCAGUACGAAGUCAGAGAGAUAGCGAGUAGAGAGAUUUUGGAUUGUAUUUCCAAAACAAAAGCACGUAUAUUAUAUUAUGCUUGUGGCUCAUGUAUUUUUGUAAAUACUUCCGCCAUAAAUUUAACUCCAUACACGCUUAGUGUGUGUGUGUAAGGGUUGAUAGGGAAGUUCAGAGAGCACUAUGGGUGUGUUCAGAGUACCUGUUCGUGCUGGUUAAAUGAUGUGGGGAGGCUUUUAAAGCAAGCUCCAAGCCGCUCCCAUGGCUCUGUGUUUAGCCUUUGCAGGGAUGUAACCUGCUCAUAAAGGAAGUCAGAGAUGAGCGUGUAGCUGUUUUUAUAGGCCACUGAAUGUUGUAGUCGAGCGGAAAUUCUACUGUUUACAGUCAAACACGGAAUCUUCCUGGACUCGCGCGCUGCUCAGCACUAUGGGAAAUCGUGGCGAAAAGUGAGCGAGUAUGAGGUUUGGAACGUCUCCCUGGAGUUGUCAUCCUCGCGCGUGCUUGUUUUGGUCGGAAAUGACGCCGGUCACUAAGCCUCUGAGAUCCCGGCUGCUGAAAUUGCUCGUCCUGGCUGCUCUCAUCGCGCUUUUCCUGUAUGUGUCUGUAAAACAUACUGCUUCUUUACCACCUAAAAGCUCUCGGCUUCUGCCAAAGGAGUUAUACAAGCUAAUCUCUCCGUUAACUUAUAAAUAUCUCCUCAACCAGCCUGACUUGUGCCAAAACAGGAAGCCAUUUCUGGUUCUCGUGAUCCCUGUGACGCUUCAGGACUCUGAAUCCAGGACAGCCAUCAGAAAAACAUGGGGUCAAGAGAACCUGGUCCCACAUGUGGACACCGCCAGGGUGUUCUUCAUCGGAGAACCGAGAGAACGUGACCCAAAGCUUGAGGAGGACCUUGAGAAAGAGAGUAUGGCAUACAGAGACAUUGUACAAAUGGACUUCCUGGACACUUAUCACAAUCUCACUAUCAAAACCAUGAUGAUCAUGAACUGGCUGGCCAGCUACUGCCGUUCUGCCCAGUAUGCCAUGAAGAUCGAUGCAGACAUCUUUCUCAACUUGCCUUAUCUUGUAGAUUACCUCCAAAACAAGGCUAAGCACAAUUACAUCACGGGGUCAGUCAUCACCGAUGGCCGGCCUCGCAGGAACCCCAACAGCAAGUGGUACCUUUCAGAGGAGCUGUACUCGGAGAACUUGUUUCCACCCUACUUGUCUGGAGCUGGAUAUGUCUUUUCAGUUGACCUGGCCAAGAAGAUAUCAAUGGCCUCCAAGUUUGUGCGUCCAAUCCCAAUGGAGGAUGUUUAUGUGGGUAUGUGCCUGCACUUCCUAAACAUUCGGCCUGAGUUUGCAUGGACGCUGUUGCCUUACAAGAACCUGUUCGAGAUCCGACAUUUGGACUAUGACAGAUGCACCUUCGCAAAGCGCGUCAUAGUUACGGGUUUUACUUCCACGAAGCUCAUGAGCAUGUGGACUGAUUUCCAGAGUGCUGCGUUUUCAUGCUGAUGAUCCAGCGCCUCUAGAGUCCGAAAUAUAUAACCAAAGUCAUUUGAAAAGAAUACUUGGUAAACAGUGGCCUUUAUGAAGGAUGUAUAGUUUACUUGUUGACCACAGCACUGCAACGUCAUGGAGAACUGCCAUGCUUUUAACAGAAUAUCAGGAUAAAUUAUUAAUCACUGUCAGUGUUGAACACAAUUCUCUUAAUUAAUAUUGUAUGUGCCUUAUUAACUCUAAAAACUAUAUGCACUGCAUAUUUAUGGAAUAUUUUGUUUAGUUUUUUAAGUUUUUGAUUAUUGUUAUUAUUUUUAUUAUUAUUGUCUAAUGUCAUUAUUGUUAUUAUUGUUAUUCUGUAAAAACAACAAAAAUAUUAAACAUUCAAAAUAUUACAGGUGUCUAACAGAUGAGGGAGCUCUUUCCCUUUCAAAUGCCACAAUGCUGUGUAUUAUUACAGGAACUGUACUGAAAUAAAGUUACACUGAACUAUA
Pangasianodon hypophthalmus (striped catfish) is the source of this 1980-nucleotide messenger RNA. It is a transcript of the gene b3galt8, whose product is annotated as beta-1,3-galactosyltransferase 8. The transcript has a single exon. Bases 461 to 1501 code for a protein of 346 amino acids. The record is from RefSeq and is a predicted model, not a curated record. Gene Ontology annotation, molecular function: N-acetyl-beta-D-glucosaminide beta-(1,3)-galactosyltransferase activity. Gene Ontology annotation, cellular component: membrane. NCBI's taxonomy places the organism in Eukaryota, Metazoa, Chordata, Actinopteri, Siluriformes, Pangasiidae.